AUGAUCGACGCGAUUUUCCUGACUUUGUCAGCUUGCUGUGGGCUGUGCAUCAUGCUUGACACCGAUAUGGAGUACGAAAGUACGCUGGUGCAGAAAGGAAGAGUCGUGCACAGGGGUGGCGCUGUGAGGGACGAGCGCGGCUGGAAGGCCGGAGGGGCUGAAACUGGAAGGCUGGAAGGCUGGAAGGCUGGAAGGUUGGAAGGCCAUCGGAACCUGCCGCAGUCUGUCUUGCAGCAGCUUGCGGCCGCGAGGUCGCACUUGGACCAUGUCGUCAAGCCGUUGGAGGACUUGGGCUUCGAGGUGGACGUCUAUGGCGCGACCUAUCCGAGCCCGUACAUCCCAGAGCUCGAGGCGCAGUAUGGAGCGAGCUUGAGACAGCGCUUCUCGAUCCUCGAGCUGCCAGGAUCACAGCUUGGAGGUGUUGCCUCGGCCUUGGCAGCUGUACCCAGUUCUCUGUGCGUCCAUUGGAUACUGAUUCUACGCUUCGACCUGGAGCUGAAGCGUUCCUUGGUUCCAUCGCUGCAGCAGGCCUGGCAACGUGGCCAGGAGUUUCUCGGUCCCUUCUGGUGCGAGUUCGGAUCGGGCAACUUCUCAGAUGUAGGUGGCCCUCUCUGUGUUUCUGACGUUUUGCAGGUCUUUCCCGGAAGUUGGCGCGACACCUUUGCCGAGCUGAUCCGCCUCUACAUUACCCUGGAUGAUCUGGCACGGAUGUUCAUCCAACUGUUGCAACUGACUUGCUUGGAUGAGACCCCGCCUCACUUGGUCAUCCCCGUUGGCCUUUGCCGGGACUUGCUUAUGGUUCGCAACGAGGACUUACUUCCUUUCGAGUGUGACGCCUGCGGCAAAGCCUACUGUUCUCACCAUUUCAGCUAUGAAGCCCAUGAUUGUCCCAAGGGGCGACAGGCCACGGACCGUCGCGUGAUAGUCUGUCCUCUUUGCUCUUUGGCGAUUCCCUUGGCGCAUGGCGAAGACGAGAACGAAGUUUGGGAGCGGAAACAACAUGGCAACAACCUCUUGCAGCAGUUUGCUCAGCUUGUCAAAGUGAGCUGA
This is a messenger RNA of Symbiodinium sp. CCMP2592, 1050 nucleotides long. The record is from the annotation of a GenBank genome assembly. Lineage: Eukaryota; Dinophyceae; Suessiales; Symbiodiniaceae.